AUGAAUUCUAAAGUCCUGAAAUUACUCACCGGUGUUGUUGUUGUUGUUGUUGUUGUUCAUGAUGAUGAUGAUGAUGAUGAUGAUGAUGAUGAUGAUGAUGAUGAUGAUGAUGAUGAUGAUGAUGAUGAUGAUGAUGAUGAUGAUGAUGAUGAUGAUGAUGAUGAUGAUGAUGAUGAUGAUGAUGAUGAUGAUGAUGAUGAUGAUGAUGAUGAUGAUGAUGAUGAUGAUGAUGAUGAUGAUGAUGAUGAUGAUGAUGAUGAUGAUGAUGAUGAUGAUGAUGAUGAUGAUGAUGAUGAUGAUGAUGAUGAUGAUGAUGAUGAUGAUGAUGAUGAUGAUGAUGAUGAUGAUGAUGAUGAUGAUGAUGAUGAUGAUGAUGAUGAUGAUGAUGAUGAUGAUGAUGAUGAUGAUGAUGAUGAUGAUGAUGAUGAUGAUGAUGAUGAUGAUGAUGAUGAUGAUGAUGAUGAUGAUGAUGAUGAUGAUGAUGAUGAUGAUGAUGAUGAUGAUGAUGAUGAUGAUGAUGAUGAUGAUGAUGAUGAUGAUGAUGAUGAUGAUGAUGAUGAUGAUGAUGAUGAUGAUGAUGAUGAUGAUGAUGAUGAUGAUGAUGAUGAUGAUGAUGAUGAUGAUGAUGAUGAUGAUGAUGAUGAUGAUGAUGAUGAUGAUGAUGAUGAUGAUGAUGAUGAUGAUGAUGAUGAUGAUGAUGAUGAUGAUGAUGAUGAUGAUGAUGAUGAUGAUGAUGAUGAUGAUGAUGAUGAUGAUGAUGAUGAUGAUGAUGAUGAUGAUGAUGAUGAUGAUGAUGAUGAUGAUGAUGAUGAUGAUGAUGAUCAUGAUGAUGAUGAUGAUGAUGAUGAUGAUGAUGAUGAUGAUGAUGAUGAUGAUGAUGAUGACUAUAAAAGAGACAAAUCCUUAAUAAACUAA
Molecule: messenger RNA, 915 nt
Organism: Schistosoma margrebowiei
Lineage: Eukaryota; Metazoa; Platyhelminthes; Trematoda; Strigeidida; Schistosomatidae
Source: the annotation of a GenBank genome assembly